This is a messenger RNA of Cicer arietinum (chickpea), 1442 nucleotides long. RefSeq lists its product as uncharacterized. The record is from RefSeq and is a predicted model, not a curated record. Gene Ontology annotation, molecular function: 5'-nucleotidase activity. Gene Ontology annotation, biological process: deoxyribonucleotide catabolic process. NCBI's taxonomy places the organism in Eukaryota, Viridiplantae, Streptophyta, Magnoliopsida, Fabales, Fabaceae.
AGAUUAUAGCAGAUUAGAUAACAUAACACCAGUAAUUAUCCUUCGAAUGGACCCGUGUGCAUGUGUGCCGCCUUGAUUCUCUUCGUAUUAUAAUUAAUUAAAAACUAUUUUUUUUAGUAAUAGUUAUUGAAACAAAAGAUAAUUUGAGAAGCCAGAUCUGGAAAAAUAUUCUUCAUUGUCUUUUGUUUAAUUUAUUUUAAUUCUCUUUCGAGCUUUAGGACAUCUUCUAGAAAUUCUUCUCAAUUGUUUCUGGUAAUGACAUUGAUGGAAAAUUUACAAGUUAUUUGCUUUCUUUGAACAUCAUUGCAACCAUCAUCUUCUUAUCAUGGUUCAUUUGUUAAACUAUGAUUAUAGUUCCCAUUUCACCAAAGCUUUUCACCAAUACCCUAUUUUUACUUCUUUUUCUAAGGUUAACAGAAACGUUAGGUUCAAUCUUAAAGCUUGUUUUGAUGCAAGUAAUGGAAAUUCUAAUGGUGAUGACAAUAGGGUUGUUUUGAAGGAAAAGAGAAAGGGUAUUUCUGUCAUUGAUGAGAGGUGUAAUGCUACUAAUGUUGAGCAUAGAUCACAAGGUGGAAGUCACAAUAAACCUUUUUGUUUCCAUGAUCAUCAAUUUUCUCAGAAACUUGUAGUUGCUGUUGAUGUUGAUGAAGUAUUAGGAAACUUUGUGUCGGCUCUGAACAAGUUUAUAGCAGAUCGAUACUCGUCAAAUCAUUCAGUUUCUGAGUAUCACGUGUACGAGUUCUUCAAGAUAUGGAACUGUUCGCGUGACGAAGCUAACACUCGUGUUCACGAGUUUUUCGAAACGCCGUACUUCAAGUCCGGGAUCCACCCUAUCCCAGGUGCUCAAAUGGCGCUGCAGAAACUAUCAAAAUUUUGUAACCUAUCAGUUGUAACAUCUCGGCAGAAUAUAAUCAAGGGUCAUACAAUUGAGUGGAUUGAAAACAACUUUUCGGGAUUGUUUGAUGAGAUUCAUUUUGGAAACCACUUUGCUCUUGAUGGAGUGUCAAGACCAAAGUCAGAGAUUUGUAGGUCUUUAAAUGCUAAGAUUCUUAUUGAUGAUAACCCAAGAUACGCAAUCGAGUGUGCUGAAGCUGGAAUUAGAGUCCUACUUUUCGAUUACGAAAAUUCGUAUCCUUGGUGCAAGGCUGAGUUUGCGUAUCAGCAUCCUCUAGUGCACAAAGUUGAGAACUGGGAACAAGUUGAACAAGAAUUAAUGUCAUUGAUAGCCUUGUAAUUUACUAAAACCAUGCAGCAUGGUUUCUGUGAAAAACACUCUCAGAUUAGAUGUACUAACUUGUAAUACUUUCUAUAACGAAUUUAGAUGUACUAAGGACAGAGAAACUAUUUGUAAUACUCUGCACAAAUGAAGGUGUUGAAAUGAAUUUAUGUAGAAUUGAAAGGAUUCAUAAUUAUAAAAAGCCUUUACAUGGCUGCUUGUGUUA